Messenger RNA from Quercus lobata, 1056 nucleotides. RefSeq lists its product as uncharacterized. The record is from RefSeq and is a predicted model, not a curated record. Bases 1 to 1056 code for a protein of 351 amino acids. The transcript has 2 exons. NCBI's taxonomy places the organism in Eukaryota, Viridiplantae, Streptophyta, Magnoliopsida, Fagales, Fagaceae.
AUGAGGAUAAAGUUGGAACCAUCCAGCCCCAUGAUGAUGCUCUGCACCUUGAGACCGCCUAUUGGCACGAUAAAUGUCAUUCUCACUGCUCCAGGAAGAACCGGCUCCCAUCCUUUCAGAGUGAUGUUGGUGGCCCGACUCCCUGCUGAAGCCGAUGACUAUGAGUCUAAGAGGGCUAAAGGGAUGGCCUGGCCCAUACUCGGAUUCUCGAAUGAGGAUAAAGUUGGAACCAUCCAGCCCCAUGAUGAUGCUCUAGUCAUCACACUCAGGAUUGGGGGAUAUGACAUGAAGAGGGUGCUAGUCGAUCAAGGUAGUGCUGUGGAAUUAAUGUACCCUGACCUGUACAAGGGGCUAAGGCUGAGACCGGAAGACCUGACAGCAUACGACUCCUCUUUGGUAAGUUUCGAAUGGAAAACCAUUACUCUGAAAGUCCAGAUUAGACUGCCUAUACAAACAGGCUUGGACAUAGUGGAGGUGGACUUCAUAGUGGUGGACACAUAUUCGCCCUACACUGCCAUUGUAGAUAGAUGUUGGCUUCAUGCCCUAGGGGCUGUCUCCUCAACCUUACACCAAAAGGUGAAGUAUCCGUCGGAGGGUCGGGUCAAAGAAGUGAUAGGGGACCAAGCCAUGGCCCGGCAAUGCAUGGUUGGCUCGAAAUUGCCACCCCAAGAGAAGGAAAAGCUAAUUGAUUUCCUCAAAGAAAAUGUGGACGUGUUUGUAUGGGACACCUACGAGGCUCCGGGGGUCAAUCCAAAUUUCAUAUGCCAUCAUCUUAAUGUUAGUCUGGCCGUUACGCCUAAGAAACAACCUCCUCGGCGACCGUCGAAAGAGCAUGUUGAUGCGGUAAGGGAGGAGGUGAUGAAACUAAAGAAAGCAGGGGCUAUCAAAGAAGUUUUCUACCCCGAGUGGCUGGCCAAUACAGUUGUGGUGAGGAAGAAGAGUGGGAAAUGGCGAGUCUGCGUAGACUUCACGAACCUGAAUAAGGCCUGCCUAAAGGAUCCCUUUCCUAUGCCUCGGAUAGACCGAUUGGUGGAUUCAACCGUGGGACACCCUUGA